Molecule: messenger RNA, 864 nt
Organism: Psilocybe cubensis
Lineage: Eukaryota; Fungi; Basidiomycota; Agaricomycetes; Agaricales; Agrocybaceae
Exons: 9
Coding region: 1-864 (287 amino acids)
Source: RefSeq, a predicted model, not a curated record
AUGUUAUCUCUACUACAGAACAUUAGCACGAGAAUCCAGCAUGAGCAGCGUGCCAUUGAUGCACGUAACUAUUCUUCGUUCGCAGCUCUCGCUGUUCUUGUGUUAGAUCACGUCUUGUCGUGUAGGUCGGAAUACAAGUAUAUCUGGCAGGCCAAAUUCCGACUUCCUCAAUUUCUUUAUCUAAUCUCACGGUAUUGGGCGCUUAGCCUUCAAAUUAUGCAUUAUACAUUUGUUCAGAAAUAUCUUAUUCACGGGCCCGUAUCGUCCAGUUUGUGUAAAAUUUGGUUUUCACUUCUGGGUUCGGGAUGCAUUAUGAUGGGUGUUUGUAUGAACUUGAUCUUACUUCUACGAUUAUACGCUUUAUAUAUGAAGGAUUCAAAAAUACUUGCUUUGGCCCUUCCGCUUAUAGGUCAACACGUCGUCGCCCUGGUUGUCGUGGGCCGUGCGGUGUUCAAAGAUGACGCCUUUAGCGACACUUGCGAUCUUUAUCACACCCCAAUAGAAGCUCUACCACUAGGCAUUUUAACCAUUGUGUCCCAGGCGGCAGUUUGGUUAGCAGCUUUUAAGAAACGUAAAAUUGCACAAGCAGCGGUGCUAUCGUUAGUAGUGAGAGAAAGUCACUGGACCCUAGCAGUAUUUGGAGUUUUGGCAGCAAUCAUGAUUCCAUAUUCCUUUGCCACCCAAUCAGUCAAUCCAUUCAUUAUAUUUGUAUGGCCGACAACGUUCAUCUCUAUGACUACUUGUACUCAGUAUGCACAAGCUCAAAUAUUCAAGCGCUCGAAGGGAGUCGGUCACAGAGUUUAUCUUUUCAACCAUCAUCAACUCAACAGAGAGCUCCUUUCAUUCGACGCUCGCCUCCCGUAG